Molecule: messenger RNA, 2478 nt
Organism: Sclerotinia borealis F-4128
Lineage: Eukaryota; Fungi; Ascomycota; Leotiomycetes; Helotiales; Sclerotiniaceae
Source: the annotation of a GenBank genome assembly
AUGUUUAUCUUUCAGAAUUUUGAUGAGGUCUUCGACUUUGACCAAGACUGCUCGUAUAAUGAAUAUGCCGUGCAGGAAAUUGAGAGCAAUCGUAAGAAGCUUGAAGGCUUGUUCGUGGAUACUUUAUUAAAGAAUUUUGAAAUCCGUCGACCUGUUAAAUACUAUCCGCCGAAGUCAAAUAAUGACCUUAGAAACCUACACAAAGUCAUCAUCGACUCAGCGGGCGAGGAUCAUCACAAAUUAUCAGCACUGUAUUACAUACUGCUCGACUUCGAUGCUCCAACCGGACGGAGAGACUACUCUACUACAUUCGAACAGAAGUCUUUCUUGCCGCAGAGUUACCAAAUCUAUGUAAAGGGUCUCUGGCAUUUGGAUCGUCUUGAUUUUGAGUCGGCACUUCAAUAUCUGACCCAUCCAUCUUUGAUACCGAGCUUUGUGGAUGAAAUAUUAGAGGCUCUGGUGUUACAUUCCUCUGAAGAUCUCGCAAUUCCAUUGGCAUACUACCAUACCGUACAGCCAGCUUUGACUUCAUCCCGAGCAACGGAGAGUCUAUUUUCUGCUAUCGCAAGAACCAGUGUCACAGAAGCUUUCUACUUCUCACGAGGACAGUCGCAAUACAUGCAAAGACACUUGUUCGAAUUAUUAAUUGCAGCGGUUCUCAAGAAUUCUCCGCAAGAAACUAUCGCUGAUCGCAGUGUCGAGUUGGUAAAUUUGCCAUUCUCACCAGAAGAAGAAACUUGGUUCGAGGAUUACUUACUUCGUGGAGAAGGGAGAGCAAUAAGGAAGGGUCGAGAUACAAUCAUGAUGCGGCGAAUUGGUACUGGAAAGUUUUCGGAGACUCUACUGCUAAAAGGUAUUGGUGGUAAAUCAAUUGGAGGACUGGAUUGGGAUCGUUUAUUUGAACACUCCGAUCAGAAUGCCAACUCCAACAAGAACGGCUUCAAUAAUCGUCUCGAUAAAGCAAUUAUUAAGCAAGACCUCACUGCUGACAGACCGCAAUGGAUUCUUUCGGCGUACGGACCCGGGCGCCAUGCGCCAGAGCAAUUGUUUGGCGGGCCAACGCGAGAGCAAAGUUUUGAGGAGAUGCGCCUUCGCCACUAUGUAGCGGCAGCUUCUGGCAAUGUUCAACCCGCUAUACAAGAUGCAGAGAGACUAUGGGAAGAAGCGGAUCUACAAAUUCGGAAUGCGCUGAAUGAUGUGGAUGGCGCUAUAAAUUAUAUUAUCGCCGCCGAUAAUGAGCAUCCGAAUAGAAUUGAUUUCUGUCGUCAGCAGGCCACCUCCACAGAUCCAACACCUUGGGCUCAGCGAAACGUCGCCCCUUCUGGAAAUAAUGCUUUCGGUGCACCCAGUCAAAUAACUACCUCAGCAUUUGGACAACCACCCACCCAAAAUGGUUCUACAUUUGCGCAUCCACCCACCCAAGAUGGCUCUGCAUUUGGGCAACCGCCUACUCAAAACGGUUCUGCAUUUGGGCAACCUUCAAGUCAAAACUCCAAUGCGUUUGGUGUCCCUUCUCAAGGGUUUGUAGCUGCGCAGCAAGGUGGGACACCCGGUGGUUUUGGCCAGCCCUCAAAUUUGGGCCCAAAGCCAAGUGCUUUCGGUACAGCUUUUGGACAGCCUUCACAACUAGAACAAAGAGCAGGCGCUUUUGGAACUCCAUCAACCAUGGGACAAAACACGAAUCCAUUUGGUGCACCCUCAGAUAGCGGCACAAAUGCCGGACAGCCAGGCUUCUCUAAUUUUGGAGGUACAAGUAACCCAUUCGGUCAACCCAAUCCAGAACCCUUGGGUGGUGCGUUUAGUUCCAAUCCUCUUCCUCCCGGAAUCCAGCAACCGCAGGUCAAUCCGACGGCACAAAACAACAACUUCUUAGCACAAGGUAACUCCUUUGGUCAACCUCCGCCAACAAACCCCUUUGGCUCUAAUAACGGAAACACUCAACCUUUUGGUGCUCCUACUCCAGCGCCGAACAAUCCCUUCGGAGCUUUAAGCUCCCAGCCGAUAAAUGCCGUGCACAAUCAAUUUACGAACACUGGACCACAAGCACAGCAGUCUGGCCAUCAGCAAAACUUCGAAAACUUAAAUGCGAUCGCUGGCGCUCCCACUGCGCUGGGUGGCUCCAAUUGGAAUACCUUCAGCCCAAAUUUUCGACCACCACCACCAAAUGCUAAAACGUUAGAACAUCCUCCGGCUGAGAGCUAUAUUCGAUUGGGUCCAGAUGAUAUAUUGCAGGCUUUCAAUGGACUGCCAGUCGUUUAUAAGGAUGGAGAGCCAGGGACCAACAUAAACGGCAAGUGGUCCAAGAUAUGGUGUACAAAAGGGUAUCCAGGGCCAAACAAAACCACGGAAAUGGAGGAUGCAACUUUUGAUGAAAGCACAACUACUGCAUAUUUUCUGGCCAGGCAAACGGGAGCUUUUCCGGGAAAUGUUAUGCCUCUGAUACCACCAAAGAGGGAGUGGUGCUUGUGGAACUUUUGA